AAAAUAGACAGUGGAUGCUACUUUUAAGUUUCGUUUUCUAGCAAGAAGGAAACUGCAGAAAACCCUUGGGUAGAGUGGAGGAUUUUGACAAGCUAUGUACAGAAGGGAGCAGAACAGAAGCAUUGGCAUUAUAGAUCCAGAAGUUCUCCUAGGCUACUGAGGGACAGAGAAACAAACUUUGGCUGAUCGAAAAGGGGAAGAAGAGAAGCCUCAAGGAAACCCAGGAGGCUGCCAAUUCAAAGAGGCCGUGUGCUUGCCAUGUGCUCCUGAGUGCUGAGUGAGAGGUUCCCCUCCCCCCCCCCCCGCAUAGAUCAGCAAUCCCUCAAAUUUGCAGCCACAUGGAACUGCGCGAUUAUCAGUGGGAAGUUAUUGAGCCUGCCCUGGAGGGCAAGAAUAUCAUAAUAUGGCUGCCAACAGGUGCAGGAAAGACCCGAGCAGCUGCCUAUGUCUGUAAGAGGCACCUGGAGAGCCUAGAGAAGAGCAAGGUGGCUGUGUUAGUCAACACGGUGCCUCUGGUGGAUCAACACCUGAAAAAUGAGUUCAGCACCUUGCAGAACCGCUUCAAUGUCACUGCCAUCAGUGGUGACAGCACCCAGAAGCUGUUCUUCUCAGAUGAGAUGAAGAGCAAUGACUUGAUCAUCUGUACAGCAAAGAUCCUAGAAAAUGCCCUCAACAGCCAAGAAGAGGAGAUGCACGUGGAGCUGACAGAUUUCUCUUUGCUGGUGAUUGACGAGUGCCAUCACACUCACAAAGAAACCACCUACAACAAGAUUAUGGAGGACUACCUGCAACGGAAGCUCAAAGGCGAACAGAACUUACCACAGAUCCUGGGGCUCACAGCCUCGCUAGGUACUGGAGGUGCCAACUCUCUGGAGGGAGCCCAGGACCACAUCCUCCAGAUCUGCGCCAACUUAGACGCUGAAAAAAUCAUGUCAUCCAAUAAACAUACGAUCUACCUUGCUACUCAUGUCCCAUCACCCAAGAAGCAGUACGAUCUGUCCGAACCAAGGCUUCAGGAUCCUUUUGGACAAAAGCUCAGGGAGAUAAUGACCCAGAUCUAUAGUUACCUGGAUGUGUCUGACUUGACUACAGAUUUUGGUACCCAAAUCUUUGAGCAGCAAAUUGUGGAGCUUGAGAAGGAAGGAGCAAAAGGAUUUUGCCAGAAGACCCGAGUGUGCGCUUUGCAUCUCCGUAAAUACAACGACGCCCUGCUGAUCAAUGACACUGUGCGCAUGAUUGAUGCCUUCAAAACUCUGGAUGAGUUUUACCAACUGCAACAUGUUACCAAGGUCCUGGAUCACCCAGCAGAGCGCUACCUGGUCCAGAUCUUUGACAGGAACAGGGCGUGUCUCUUGGCCCUAGCUGAAGACAAGCGCUAUGAGAAUCCCAAACUUGGUAAGCUGCAGCAAGUCCUGCAAAAGCAAUUCCAAGAGCUGGAGAGCUCGCGGGCCAUUGUGUUCGCCCGGACACGCCAGAGUGCUCAUUCCUUGCAGCAGUGGGUACAGGAUAACCCGGCCUUAUCCGGACUCAGGAUCAAGGCUGCUGUCCUGACGGGAGCUGGCUACAGCAACCAAGCCAAACACAUGACACAGCAAGAGCAGCGAGAGGUCAUCCAUCGUUUCCGUCAGGGCAUACUCAAUCUGCUCUUCUCCACCAGUGUGGCUGAGGAGGGCCUGGACAUCCCUGAGUGUAAUGCUGUGGUCCGCUAUGGGCUGAUGACCAAUGAGAUUGCCAUGAUGCAGGCCAGAGGCCGAGCCCGGGCCCAAGAUAGCAUCUACUCUAUUUUGGCCAAGGCCAGCAGCAAGGAGGUGGCUCGUGAGAAGCUCAAUGAGACCUUGGAGGCCCUGAUGGAGAGAGCUAUCCAGUGGGUGCAGCAGAUGCCUGAGCGGGAAUACCGCCUGAAGAUUGCAAAGCUUCAACAUGAAGCUGUCAUUAAUCACAGGAUGCGGGAUGCUGCACGCGAGCAGCAGCGCCGGCUCCAUGAUCCAGAUGUUGUCCGCCUCUACUGCAUCAACUGCAACAUAGCAGUCUGCCAUGGCACUGACCUGCGCAAAGUAGAGAAUAUGCACCAUGUAAACAUCAACCCCAACUUCAGACUGUACUACAGAGUAUCACUUGACCAUGUGGUAGUUCCUCGUGAGUUCAAGGACUGGAGGCCAGGCGGCUCCAUCAGUUGUAAUAAAUGUGGGCAGGCUUGGGGAAUGGAAAUGAUCUACAAGAAUGCCAAACUUCCCAUGCUUGCCAUCAAAAAUUUUGUGGUGGAAACCCCAGAUGGCAGAAGGACCUUCAAGAAAUGGAGCAAAGUUACUUUUGACAUCAAUGAAUUUGACUAUGUUGAAUAUUGUAGCACUGAUCCAUUGCUAGAAGUCUAAGGCCUGGAGAGUAAGUGGAAGAGAGAACAUUAAAUGCAGCUCCAGGACGCUAUGGGUAUGGGACUCUUUGUUGCCUACUAACAAGGCCUUACACCAACCUACAGUAGUUCUCCAAAUGGUAGCCUUUUGGGCACAAAACACCUUAUAUGAGCAGGGUCAAACGUCUGUAAAAUAUUAAAUUAUAUUUUAGGCAAGCCUGGAUUAAGAGAAAGUGGUAAAUUGGAAUUAGUUCCUUGCUAUACAGCAUUCCAGGUCUUUCACACAGACUGGCCUAUAGUGUCUCUUCUGUCAAUCAUUGGCUAUUUUUUAAAUAUAUGCAGAGGUUGAACCUUGCCUGGAUGAUUACUAGCUUUUUAAUUUUACUAUCAUGGCUUUUGGCACCUUAAAUGAAACUCUGUGGCCUUUUAAGUAAUUGCUUUUAAGUAAGACACUGCUGUUAAGUGACAUUCUUUAAAAUAAAACACAUUUGGCAACUCACACUAUCCACCUAGCUAUUUCUUAAGUGUGUCUUCUGAAACAAUACAUCACCUGCAUUUCACUCUUAAUUUGUUGUCCUUACCAACAUGGUCAAAUCUUAUUUUAAACCUAUUAUGAACAGACAUAGAAAUAGACAAAGAGCACUAAAGCCACGCAAUUAGUGAUUUAAUUAUGGUUUUAUUUUACAGGAUACAAAUUUUUAAAGUUCUCAACAAGAAUUAAAGUGCGUAAUUUUACAGUAUUCCAGUUCCCACCUUUAUGGACUAAAUAUACAUAUGUUACAGAAAUAUAUACAAAUAUCUGCAAGUAUUUUACAUUCGUGUACACAUUAUUAAAUGGAAAAAGCUAACCACUUUCACAAUCUUUAAUGCUUCUUU
Messenger RNA from Elgaria multicarinata webbii, 3226 nucleotides. It is a transcript of the gene DHX58, whose product is annotated as DExH-box helicase 58. NCBI's taxonomy places the organism in Eukaryota, Metazoa, Chordata, Lepidosauria, Squamata, Anguidae. Gene Ontology annotation, cellular component: cytoplasm. The record is from RefSeq and is a predicted model, not a curated record. Gene Ontology annotation, biological process: cytoplasmic pattern recognition receptor signaling pathway; negative regulation of RIG-I signaling pathway; antiviral innate immune response. The coding region runs from base 339 to 2372 and encodes 677 amino acids. Gene Ontology annotation, molecular function: double-stranded RNA binding; DNA binding; hydrolase activity. The transcript is spliced from 14 exons.